Messenger RNA from Lasiosphaeria miniovina, 852 nucleotides. RefSeq lists its product as uncharacterized. NCBI's taxonomy places the organism in Eukaryota, Fungi, Ascomycota, Sordariomycetes, Sordariales, Lasiosphaeriaceae. The transcript has a single exon. Bases 134 to 718 code for a protein of 194 amino acids. The record is from RefSeq and is a predicted model, not a curated record.
UAUCGCACUGCACAGGAUCAACAUUCGGCCGAGGCAGCGGUGGCGAGGGCGAGGGCGAGGGCAAGGGCGAGGGCGAGGGCAAGGGCGAGGGCAAGGGCAAGGGCGAGGGCGAACUCACCCCAACAGCGUCCACAUGGCUGGCUGCUCGUCCAGGACGCUUUAUUGCCACGGUUUCAACUUCGGGAGCCCGCUGCGGUUCAACUUCCACCAUGCCCGGGCGGCCACAAACAAACACCACUUCGGCGCCGACGCCGGGCUGCCCGUUGACGUCUUCCGCGUCGACAACGCGGCGAUACGUCUUAGACUAUGGAGCUACUUAACGUUUCGCCACGGUAGCCUGUUCAAGGCUCAUCCCCUUAGCUUUCCCACAUGGACGCAGAGCUGGUCGGCCAAGGUCGUCGACGACAGCCAGCUGCUCCUCCGGUCCGUGUCCACCCUGGCCAAAUGGAUGUCCGGGUGGGGCUGUGGAACAGGUCUGGCUAGCAGUGCCUGGGGCUGUGGAACAGGUCUGGCUAGCAGUGCCUGGAGCGUGAUGGGCUGCCGGAAGGACUCGGGCCGGGAGACCGGGUUGAGACUUGUGUGCUCUGGCCGGGGAUUUCAAAAAGCGGAAGUGUGGGGGUUGCGAGGGAGGGCUAAACACAUAAGAAUAGCAUGCAUGCGACGACCUAGGUACGGUAGGCACCUAGGUAGCCAUCUCGCCCAACUCAGGCGAGGAUAAUUAUACAUGCAUAAUUACAUGCAUAAUUACAUGCGUAAUUACAUGCGUAAUUACAUGCGUAAUUACACUACUUCCUAGUAUGAAACAAGAUCAAGAAAGAAGUGCCGAAUACCACCUUCUUCUUCGAGACCAUG